AUGUAUGGGAGGGGGGGCGUGGCCGCGCAGGUGGUGGUGGGCGGGGCCCCGGGGCGGCAGGUGCCGCCGGAGCCGGGCUGUGGCGGGGCCUCUGGGCGGCAGGUGCCUCUGGAGCCGGGCUGUGGGCGGGGCCUCUGGGCGGUGGGCGGGGCCCCGGGGCGGCAGGUGCCGCCGGAGCCGCCGGGGCCCGAGCGCGAUGGGGCGGCGGAAACGGCGCUGGGGCUGCUGCUGCUGCUGGGUCACUGGGGGGCGGUGGCAGCCGAGGAAGAGUCAGGCGAAGUUCCGUGCGGGACCCCCGUGCGCAGCCGCGUGGUGGGGGGCCGGGGGGCGCGGGCCGGCCAGUGGCCCUGGCAGGUCAGCGUCAGCUUCCGGGGGCGCCACGUCUGUGGGGGGGCGCUGGUGGCCCCGCGGUGGGUGCUGAGCGCCGCGCACUGCUUCCCGCCGGAGAACCCCGUGUCCGAGUACCGCGUGACGCUGGGGGUGCUGCAGCUGCUGUCCCCGCCCCCCGAGGCGCAGGUGCGCGCGGUGGCCUCGGUCACCCGCCACCCGGCCUAUCGCGACGAGGACGCGGCCGGGGACGCCCCCGGGGGACACGGCGCCGUGGCCGGGGACAUCGCGCUGGCGCGGCUGGACCCCCCCGCGCUCAUCACGCGGCUGGUGAGACCCGUGUGCCUGCCCGGCCCCGGCGUCACCGUCCCCCCCGGCACCCGCUGCACCGUCACCGGCUGGGGGGACGUGCGCACCGCCGGGCCCCUCCCGCCCCCCAAGACGCUGCAGCAGCUGGAGGUGCCGCUGCUGAGCACCCGGCAGUGCCGCUGCCUGUACCGGGGGACACUGGGGACAGAGGGGACAGCGGGGACGCCCGCGGGGGACACGCUCUGCGCCGGCUUCCCCGAGGGAGAGCGCGACGCCUGCCAGGGUGACUCCGGGGGGUUCCCAUGGUGA
Molecule: messenger RNA, 945 nt
Organism: Columba livia (rock pigeon)
Lineage: Eukaryota; Metazoa; Chordata; Aves; Columbiformes; Columbidae
Product: serine protease 33-like
Exons: 7
Coding region: 1-945 (314 amino acids)
Biological process (GO): proteolysis
Molecular function (GO): serine-type endopeptidase activity
Source: RefSeq, a predicted model, not a curated record